UCUCUGCAAAGCACAAUGGUCCCAGCAGGUCCAACCAAGUCCAGAUUCGAGUUAACUCCAUCGUCACCCCGUUCGUUCUAGAGAGCAUCCUAUCGAUACCCUGAUCAGCUAGACCGGCCCUCCCCGCCGAGCUGAAGCGGUCACUCAUACUCUUCCUGGAAUUUCCCAGCCUAACAGUAGUCAAGAUGCUGACGACCGCCAACUGGCUCGGCCAAAAGUACAGCCAGCUGAACAAGGCUGGACAGGUUGCGUCGGUAGCUGGUACUGUCCAGGUACUCGCUGAGAAGCUGAAAAGCGGCAGCAGCAACAACAGAAGUGCCACAGAAGAAGCAGCAUCAACCACCGCGGAGGAUCGUCGUGCCGCAAUCCUCAGCUUAAAAGGCAUCAGUCGUGACCAUCCCAAGCAGGUCGCCGACCAUGCGCUCGGACCCAUCCUUGACGUCCUCAUAGACGAGGCGGCAAAGCCUCCAGGUCAGGCGGACGAAGAGUGUAUGAGAGCGCUGGUGGAGAUGUGUAUCACUUUGUGUGAUGCCAUGCCUGCGUCCAGCGAAGCUGUAGCCGCCAAGCCGAGGACACGUCAACAACCAUCACACAGCCUGCAAUCUUCCGACAUCUUCCUCGAGAAACCCGAGCCAUUGCAAGCGCUGCUCCCCCUCUUAUCCUCCAAGCGCGCAUUCUAUACUCGCUUCGCCUCUCUGCAACUCCUUGGGACGCUCCUGCGCAACCGGGCCUCGCGUGUGCAGGAGCACGUGCUCGUAGCCCCUGGCGGCUGCGGCGCCAUCCUCGAGUGCAUCGCCGAAAGUACAUCCGGACCCGGCGGCAUGUCCGGGAGCAGCUCCGGCGCGCGUUCCGGCAGCAGCGCCGAGAUCAUCCGCAACGAGGCGCUCCUGCUCCUUCCGCACCUCGUACAUGGCAACCCGGACAUCCAGAAGCUCGUCGCGUUCGAAGGCGCGUUUGAGAAACUGCUCGACGUCGUCGCACAGGAGGGGCGCAUCGAGGGUGGCGUCGUGGUGCAGGACGCACUCGAGGGCCUGGAGGCGCUGCUCAGGUACAACGUAUCGAAUCAGAAUUACUUUCGCGAGACCAUGUCCGUGCCUAUGCUCGCGCCGCUCCUCUUCUUUCCACCCCCGCCGCCACCGUUAUACCACGGAGACGCACCGAGUCGACAAGCGGAGCAGGAACACGCGCCUCAGCUCGAAGGCUUCGCGUUCCAGGAAUGGGACGAGCAAAAGGUGCUCAACGCGAGGUUGGUCAUUGGGAUCGCUGGACUACUCGUGUCCGGGCAGGGAGACGGCAAGAGGAACAACCAGAAUGCUCUGCUGCAGAGCGGCAUGACGAGAUGUCUCGUCGAGCUGGCACUCGCCAGCACCGCACCGGUCCUCCUCAAGUCGCAGGCGCUGCACGUACUCAGUUCAAUGCUCAGCGCGUCUCGCACAACGCAAGAGAUGUUUUCCAACCUCCUCGUCUGCCCGAUUCUCGCAUUGGAGCAGUCUACCGACGCACGACCGCCACACCUGACGCCACAAGGGGAUGCAGAUGCACAUUUGGAGAAUGGGCAGCACGCAGGAGCAGCGGCAGCGGGAUUUGUUGUGUCACCUGCCGAAGACGCAGCAGGAGCGCCGGCACCCCCAAUACCCGCGCCAGCACUGACGUACACGCGCUUGCCUGCCAGGCCGGCGGUCUUGACGCUGAUCGGCACCGCAUUAAGUGGGCCCUCGAUGCUCGAAGCGGGAUACGCUCAUGCUCAGCUCGGUAUGCGCACAGCGGCGCUCAGCGCGUUUGAGAGUCUCGUCGCGGACAAUGUCGACGCGCGUCUGGCUAUCAUCGGGAGCAUGAUGCCUGCCGCGGGCGAGUCCGACGCAGAUCUUCCCGUCACUGCUGGGGGCUUGCUGCUGGAUGCGUUCAAGGCCUUGCCGUCGAGCUCCGAGGUCGUUGCGGACACAGAGGGGGAGGGCAAAAGGUUCGACCCGUACAAAUAUCUUAUCGCUUCGAUGCUGUUCACGAGUCUCGUCAAGGGGAGUGAGAGCGCCAAGAAGCUUGCUCGUAACAUCGCGUUCGACCACGAAGGUCGCGUCUCGUCUCGCGACCUAAAGGAAGGCGAGGACCCAGACGAGGACGAUCCGCGCAGCUCGCUCAUCCAGACCAUCAUGGGCAACUUUACGCAGGCGAUACGCGAGCAAGCCGACGCUAUUCGCAAAGACCGCAGUGCCACGGCCGCAGGCGGUCUCGCAUCCGGCUUGUCGCUCGCUGCAGGCUGGACGCGCGUCCUGGUUGGCUACCUGGUCUGCCUCGGCAGCUGGCUCUGGGACUCGCCGGCGUCUGUGCGCGACUUCCUCUUCGAGUCGGCCAACAUGCAGGUGCUGAUCCAACCCGUGGCACAGUCGUCCGGCAUCGACCCUCUCAUUCAGAGCCUCAGCACCUUCGUCCUUGGUGUCCUGUACGAGUUCAACACCGAACCAGGCGAGUUGAAGCGCGAGACUAUGCAUCCCAUCUUGCACUCGCGCAUCGGCGCGGACAACUUUGGCGUGCGCUUGCUCCGCCUGCGCGACGAUCCUCGCUUUCGUGCCGUCGGGCCCGAUGUUCUCGAGCGCGUUGGGGACGCCCCAGAGGCGACUGCAGAGAACCAGCAAGAUGGUCUUUGGCUCAAUUGGGGCUUUGUCGAAUUUUGGAAAAACAACUUUUUGCUUGUCCAGAAGAGUAUCCUCGUUGAGCCAAGCUCGACUUCUGCGAGCUCGGCAACCGCAAGCACAGAGUUGCUGGACGCACGAAGGCAACUCGAUACCCUGCGCGAUCAAGUUGCGAAUCGGACACGGGAGGUCCAGCACCUUGCACAGAACCUCGAGCAGACGCAAAAGGAGAAAGAGGAGCAGCGAGCCAAAUAUGAAACUGAGAUUGCCGCCGCCGCGGCUGCAUCACAAGCGAGCGCAGACAGUCUGACGGCCCUGCAGGCUGAGCUGUCCGCCGCACACAACGGGCAUGAAGUAGCAUUGUCCGAGGCGAACAAGUCGCGGGAGGCGCUGAACGCUGAACUGGAUGCCGUGCGCGAGAUGCUCAGUGCGGCAGAGAGCAAGAACUCUGAGCUGGAGAAGUGGGCGAACGAGGCGGAAGAGGCGAUGCGCAGACUCAAGGAGAAGGUUGCGGCGCAGGCGCAGAUGGACAUGCAGGGCGGUGCAGAGAAGGAGAAGGAGGAGAGAGCCAAGAUGGACGCGCUGGAAGAGCAAAUUAAGGAAUUGAAGCGCAAACUCGAGGAGGGGCAAGCGUGUGUACAGGCCGUGGAGAAGGAGGCGAGUGCCAAUAUCGAGGCGCUGGAGGAGCAAAUCAAGGAAUUGAAGCGCAAAGUUGAGGAGGGACAAGCGCGCGUGCAGGCCGUGGAGAAGGAAAAGGACGAGGUUGUGCAGCGAGCUAAGGAGGAAGCUGCCUUGGCAGCAUCCGCUGGAAUGGAGGAGAACAAGGCCGCCGCGGUUGACGAGAGUCCAAGCGUUGAUGUCCGACGACUGCAAGAGCUGGAGAAGGAGAACGAAGACUUGCUUGUUUUGCUUGAAGAGCUCAGCACCAAGCGCAAGGUGGAUAAGGCGAGAAUGCGCGAGAACGAUCUUGAAGUCAGCGAUGACGACGAUGACGAUGAUGACGAUGACGACCAGGAGGGGUAGCACCAGCCAGCAUACAAAGCUCCCCGCCCACUUUUCUCUCACUCUGUCUCUGUAAUCUGGAGAAGGCUCGAACCUCUUUCGAGAGACGCGUGCACAUUUCCUUCUUAUCCGU
This is a messenger RNA of Tilletiaria anomala UBC 951, 3762 nucleotides long. RefSeq lists its product as uncharacterized. Bases 186 to 3650 code for a protein of 1154 amino acids. NCBI's taxonomy places the organism in Eukaryota, Fungi, Basidiomycota, Exobasidiomycetes, Georgefischeriales, Tilletiariaceae. The transcript has 5 exons. The record is from RefSeq and is a predicted model, not a curated record. Gene Ontology annotation, cellular component: Golgi stack; Golgi membrane; endoplasmic reticulum. Gene Ontology annotation, biological process: transcytosis; vesicle fusion with Golgi apparatus; intracellular protein transport.